This is a messenger RNA of Uloborus diversus, 5992 nucleotides long. Its product is annotated as phosphoenolpyruvate carboxykinase, cytosolic [GTP]-like. The transcript has 11 exons. Gene Ontology annotation, biological process: gluconeogenesis; response to starvation; cellular response to insulin stimulus. The coding region runs from base 103 to 2046 and encodes 647 amino acids. NCBI's taxonomy places the organism in Eukaryota, Metazoa, Arthropoda, Arachnida, Araneae, Uloboridae. Gene Ontology annotation, molecular function: GTP binding; phosphoenolpyruvate carboxykinase (GTP) activity; manganese ion binding. Gene Ontology annotation, cellular component: cytosol. The record is from RefSeq and is a predicted model, not a curated record.
GCAGUAAGUGGUUGCGGAGCGUUCCUCGGUGGUUGAUGCUUCAUUGGAACUGAUUAUUGAAGAAUCAUAUGGUUUAAAUCAUUUACAUUAUUAUUUUUAAGCAUGCCGAAGUUAUUAAUUUGUGUUAGUCGCUAUGGCAAUCUUUUUGUGAAAAAUGUGCAAUGUCUGCAUCAUUCACAGCUAAUCUCAAGUGGGGUAAGGAAUUUAAGUGUUGUUCAUGGAGACCUCAGCCGGCUGAAUGAAAGAGUAAGAAACUAUGUCGAGGACAAGGCGAAGCUCUGUCAGCCAGACAAUCUACAUAUCUGUGAUGGAAGUGAAUCUGAAAAUGAUUACCUCUUAAAUUUAAUGCUAAAGCAAGGAAUGAUAACGCCACUUAAAAAAUAUGAAAAUUGUUGGUUGGCCCGCACAGAUCCUGCAGAUGUAGCUCGAGUUGAGAGUUUGACAUUUAUGUCAACUCCCAAUAAAAGCGACACUGUCCCAACAACUAAAGAUGGAAUUAAAGGAACCCUGGGUAACUGGCUUUCUCCAGAUGAUAUGGAAAUUGCUUUUCGGGAACGAUUUCCAGGGUGUAUGAAAGGUAGAACUAUGUAUGUAAUUCCAUUUAGCAUGGGGCCCAUUGGUUCCCCUCUUUCAAAAAUUGGCAUUCAGCUAACAGAUUCACCCUAUGUAGUUGCCUGCAUGAGGAUAAUGACAAGGGUCGGUUCCACUGUUUUGAAAGUUUUGGGAAAUGAAGAGUUUGUAAAGUGUUUGCAUACUGUUGGACAGCCACUGCCUACAAAAACACAACCUAUAAACAAUUGGCCUUGCAACCCUCAAAAAACCAUCAUAGCUCACAUUCCUGAAAACAAUGAGAUCUGCUCCUUUGGAAGUGGUUACGGAGGAAAUUCCCUUCUCGGGAAAAAAUGUUUUGCUCUUAGAAUUGGCUCAAUUUUAGCAAAGCGUGAAGGGUGGUUAGCCGAGCAUAUGCUGAUUCUAGGUAUAACAAAUCCAAAAGGUGUAAAAAAGUAUGUUGUUGCUGCGUUUCCAAGUGCUUGUGGAAAAACAAACUUGGCCAUGAUGAAUCCUACUUUACCUGGAUACAAAGUUGAGUGUGUUGGAGAUGACAUUUGUUGGAUGAGAUUUGAUGAGUCUGGCCAACUUAGAGCUAUCAACCCUGAGUAUGGCUUUUUCGGAGUAGCUCCAGGCACUUCUAUGAAGACAAAUCCAAAUGCCAUGCUUUCUAUUCAGAAAAACACAAUGUUCACAAAUGUUGCUGAAACAAGCGAUGGUGGAUUUUUCUGGGAAGGUUUAGAAGACGAAGUUCCAAAAGAUGUUAAAAUUACAUCCUGGUUAGGAAUGGAGAACUGGACCCCAGAUGUGGGCAAACCAUCAGCCCACCCAAAUUCAAGAUUUUGUUGUCCUGCCAAACAAUGCCCAAUAAUGGAUCCUGCAUGGGAAGAUCCUGAAGGUGUUCCUGUUAGUGCUAUAAUAUUCGGAGGCAGGCGACCAAAAGGUGUUCCUUUAGUAUAUGAAGCAUUUAAUUGGAGGCAUGGAGUUUUUAUUGGUGCUGCUAUGAGAUCAGAAGCCACUGCUGCUGCUGAACAUAAAGGAAAAGUAAUCAUGCACGACCCAUUUGCUAUGCGUCCAUUCUUUGGUUAUAAUUUUGGUCAUUACUUGAAGCAUUGGUUAAGUUUCGGCAACAAACAAAACCUUAACUUGCCAAGAAUAUUUCAUGUAAAUUGGUUCCGAAAGGAUGAAAAUAAUAAAUUCAUGUGGCCUGGUUUUGGUGAAAAUAGCAGGGUUCUGGAUUGGAUCUGCCGUAGGGUAGAUGGUGAAGAUAUUGCUCAGAAAACUGCAAUAGGAUACAUUCCAAAAGAGGGUUCACUAAACCUAUCUGAUCUUUCCACUCCGGUGAACACAGAUGCCUUGUUCCAAUUGCCUAAAGAUUUUUGGAUGCAAGAAUGCAAAGAAAUUGAGAAAUAUUUUAGCGAGCAAGUGCAUAAAGAUUUGCCGGAAGAAAUUAGUAUUGAACUUAAAAGUUUAGAAGAACGUGUUAAACAGAUGUAAAUAUUGAAUGAAACUAUUUUUUACCCAAUUUUAGUAGGUGGCACAAUUUGUUUGUAAGAAAAGUUUAAAGUUGUUAUUUCAAAUGUUUUGAAUCUUAUUUUGGUAGGAUUUUAUUUUUUUAGAGCUGUUUAUUUAUAUUUGUCUUAUUUUGUGCAUAAAUAUAGUUUUAAAAAAAUCUGUCAAGUUUAAUUUAUCUUCAAUCAUAUAAUAUACUAUGUAAGAAAUAGUCAUUUCAUUUCUUAGAGUAAAUUUUAAUGUGAAAAAUUAAAUUUCCUAGUCAUAUAAUUUACUUUUAUUGCUCUUUCAUGUUGCAAAGAAAUAUUUUAUGGCAUAAUUGAAAGUAAGUUUUUCAAAAGUACUGGACUGACUUUCAAAUCACUGUAGAAGUCACAAUUUUAUGACUAAACAAGAGUAUAGGAAUACUCAAAUCAAUUUUAAUGUGCCUCUAUUUAAAAACAAAAGUUAGUUUGAUUUAAAUUAAAUGUUUUACUGAAUGUAUGAUUUUUAUACUCUGUAAUUGUUAAACAUUGAAUUUUUUAAAAUAAAAACCAUAUUACUUAAAGAAUAUUCUAAGAGUCCACAAGGAAUUAUUCAAGGUAUAAAGCGGUUUUAUGCUAUAUAAUUAAGUUGUGAAAUUCAAUUGUUUUUAUAGUGAGUUAUGGUUUGCCUUUUAAUAAUAUUUUUAAAGGAAUAAAUUUGUCUGUAACUCUUUUGUGAGAAUGUUCUGAACUUCAUUAUUUUGAAGAUUAUGAUUUUUUUUUUACUUCACAAAUAACAGAACACUUAAAGUUAAGUAGCUUUCUGACAUAUGUCUUCAAAACUGUUAAAAGCUUGAUUAUGUAUGAUGAUCGUUUUUUUUUUUUUUUUUUUUUUAAAUUUCUUCUAAGUAAUCAAAAUAUUUUAAUAGCUCUGUAACAUGCCACUGGUGGAAACAUUUUAUUGUAAGUCGUUGUUUAACAUUUUAAACUUUUUAUUUUAAAGUUUUGAAAAAUAUUUUCUUAGUCAAAAUUAUAAUGAGCACUAUAUUAAAAUUUUGUAUAGUGUAAAAUAGGAAGUCAAAACAAAUUUUGUUGGCCAAAUUAUUUCUAAAAUUCAAUCUAUUUAAUGAUUAAUAAACCUAAAAAUUCAAAUUGAAGGGAUUUAAAUUGACAAUGAAGGGGGAGAAAUCCCGUCAAUAAAAUGUCUUAUCAAAAAAGUAGGAGAACCUUGCUGCCCUUUUACUAAUUAUUUGUAAGGUCAUCUAUUUUGAAAACUCUGUUACAACCAAACAUACAAGACUCCAAUGUGUUUCAGGUUUUGAACAUUUUUUUCCCAUGUUUCGUGACUUAUAAAAAAUAUGUGCAUGAAUUUCCAUUAAAUUUCCUGAAAGUGCUUUUUUCUUUUUUUUUUUUUUUUUUUUUGAAAUUCGUUUAUCAAAUCCCACUAAGGAAAAAAAACUUUUAGGUAACUUAAAGCUAUUGUUAAAAUUAAAUGCAUGUUUUAAAGUUUUAAUGAGUUUAUUAAAAAUAUAUUGGUACAUGCAUGUAUGUAUUAAGUACAUGUAUGUAUUUGUAAUAAGCUAUGUGGCGAAUUUUAGUGUGCAUAUGUGUGUCAAAUUAUGAUUUAUCUGUCUAUAAAAAGCUAUAUUGCUUAUGUGAUAUCUUGAAGAUUUUCUCCAAGUUCUAAAAUUUUCUUUUAAUCGGUGUAUUUUGCUCAUUUUCAAUUUAUAUGAUGUACAUUUUUGAUUAAUCAGAGCAUUUAAAUUUUAAAACAUUAGUAGAUUUUAAAUUUUUAUGCUUAUUUCUUUUUUGACCCAAGUAUGGCUUUACAGAUUUUGGUGUUUUUAAUUGUUAUUGAGUAAGCAUAAUUUUUGUAUGCAAAUCCUUUAAUUUUUUUUACUCAUUGUUUCAAAGAGCGUUUUAAAAUAUUUAAAAGCAACAAAACAAAUACCUUAAAUUAUUACUUUAACUCUGCAAUAUUUUUCUAAAAUGUUCAACUAAAAGUGAAAACGGUUAGAAUGAUGUUUCAUCCUAUGUUUUCUCUUUCAAUGCAUUAAUAUUAUUACGAUCAAAGUCAUUGUGGCCACUCUAUAUUUGAAUUUCCUAACCAAUGUUUGCUCAGUACAAAAAGGGUUUAAUCUUAAAAUUGGAUGUAAACUUAAUCAAUUUAUUUCAAAUUUUUAAAAAUAUUUUUAUAAGAAAUAAGAGUUGAAAGAUUAUACGUUAGAGAAAUCCUAUGCGUAGGAAGCAAUUGAUUCAUAUAUGUUUUAUGAUUAAAAACGACCUUCAAAUUUAUAAUUUUACUAGAGAUACGGAUAAUUUAUUUCUUUUUUGUUACCUUAAUAAUAUGAUUGCUACAGAUUUUUUAAGUGUUGAACAAAUAAGGAUUUCAAAGUGAGAAAUGCUGAUAAGAACUGUUAUUUUCAAGCAUAUCCUCACUCUCAAAUAUUCUAUUUUACUGUUUUUAUAGUAGAAAAUCGAGACAUUUUAAAAAUUAGUUUCCCAAGUAGAUAAAUUUUGAUUAUCCUUCCCAGAAUUUGAGAAGAACUGUAAUAAUGUCAAAUUAACUAUCCCCAGUUGUUAAUACCUUCCUAGAAGUGGUAUUCUUUCCCCCUCUACAAUGGUCAGGGAAACUAAUUUAAUUUAUUUAAAUUAUAAAAUUUCUAAAGUAAAAUUAACUUUUCAGUACAUUAUUUGUUUUUAAAGAGGAUAAUGGAAAUAUUCUUAGAGUUAAGAAAUGUUUCCGGGGAGGGUGUUUUCUGUUUUCCACAUGUCUUCGGUCACAAAAUAUUCCGACUUAACCACAACAAUUUUUAAUGAGACAUUCCCAUUUAUAAUUUCAGAACAUUUUUUUUUUUCUAAACUUGUAUAGUUACAGGAUUGAAUUUUAUUUUAAGUAACUUUUAAUAAUAUUAUCAUGUCUUAAAGAAAGUUUUAAAAAUCAUUCAGUUGAUAUUUACUAAAAAUUUGUUCUCAAGAGUUCUAUUUCUUCUCCCCACUGCCACAUAUUGUCCGCUAGUUUUGUUUUCCAAGAGUAAUUGUAUUCAAAAUUUAUUAUUUAGAGCUUAAAUUGUGUGAUGUCCAAAUGUUUUGUAGAAAGUUGUUGACAAAUCAUGGUUUUAUGAUUCCUAAUGUAAAUUUUAUUAGCUUUAAAAUAUAUUCAUGCCUUAUUUAAUUGAUGUUAGUGCUUUUCUUCAAUUCAUAUAUUGUUUACUUUGUUUGUAUGCAAUUUAAUAGGGUAAAAAUGUUUUUAUAUGAAACUUCUCGUUGAAUGUUAUGAUGUGAAGUGAAUGAGAGAGCUAAAAUCAUAUUUUUGUGAGGAUGAGAGAAAUCAGUUAUGAGAAGUAGGUAACUCCAAUUAUAAAUUUAUAAUAAAGCUGUGAUGUUGAGCUGAAUGAUGCGAUAUUUUUUAUAAAUGUUUUAAAUUUUUACAUUUUAUUUGGAUAUUUGAAAUGUUGCAAAUGCUUUAUUGUUCUCAAAUGUUUUAAUAAAACCAGUUUGUUGUGCAUUCAACAAAAAGUUUAAGAAAAAAAUGGUAAAUUUAAAAAUAAUUUUUCUUUUAUGCCAUGGGUGAAUUGUACUUCAUUUUUGGAUAAUGUUAGCAAUUUGUGUCGUAUUUUAUUGUUUUGUCUACAAAAACGUUUUUGCUCAUAAUCUAUUAACAUUUAUAUGUCAUGCAUUUAUAUGUUCUUCAAAUUGCAUCAAAACACAAAACAAGCUCUUUUAACUUCAUUAAUAUAAAUCUAUACCAUACAUUAUUAACAACUGUAAUGAAUACUUUAGACUUGGUAAAAUUAAUUUGAAAUUUUAAUUCAAUUGCUAAUUUGAAAAGCUACCCAUGGUAUUUAUUAUCUCGUAAAGAUAUGAAAUGAAAAUGGUCAGGGUUUCUUUGAAGAAGUUUAUGGAAAUAGUACUUUUGUUCAAGAAAUAAAGUAGCUAUAUUGUAUUGCUUAUUUUCCUUUAUCAGA